Nomia melanderi (Alkali bee) is the source of this 4679-nucleotide messenger RNA. The record is from RefSeq and is a predicted model, not a curated record. NCBI's taxonomy places the organism in Eukaryota, Metazoa, Arthropoda, Insecta, Hymenoptera, Halictidae.
UCGGAACUUCAAGGACACCGCGAUCCGCGAACGAAGCGAGCGUAUCUCCUCGCGCGGAGCGGGUAUCUCGGCCUCGACUGAAGCAUCCCCGGCAUUCGCGUUCUCCGGGAAUGGUGGGCCGCGGUUUUUCGUAGGCGAGCGCCGAAAGACGAAAGAACGGGGGCAACGCGUAGGCCAGAUAGACCAACGUACAGAACAGGCCGAAGAAGCGCGAGAACGGUCGAAGAAGAAAGCGAGCAAGAGAACUGCAGUGUGGAACAGCGAGAGAAAGCAACAGCACGGAGGGGGAGAGAACGAAGAGGGAGCAAGAGAAGAGAGUAAUUAACAGGAAUAAAUAGAAAAGGGGACGGAGGCUGUUGGAGAGAUGAAGAUCGAGAUGAAGAUCAAGAGAAAGUAAGAGAGAAGACGGAACAGAAAUGGAGAGAGAGCGAGUGGGGCGGAAGCUCGGGCAGAGGAUCAAGAAAAGACGAAGCAGGAGGCAGAGGAGAGGCGGCGAAGUAGCUGGCCAGAAAUAACUAAUAAGACAUUCACUCUGAGACGGGCGGCCAGCCGGCCCGGACGAACGCGGUGCGUCUCGUAAUCUCGUAAUCGGAACCUCUCAUCACACAUCUUCGUUUACGAUCACACCACACCAACCGUUCGUAUCGAUGCAUCAAACGGCUGUCACAGCGCCGGAUAUUGGUGAACGAAAAGUGCAACUACUUGGGGCCCCCAUAGAGAGGGCCCCCCACCGGAAGAGACCGCCGCAAGGCGGUCAAACUAUCAGGCAUGGAGCAGUUCGAGCAACUGCUAACGUGCGCGAUAUGCCUGGACCGAUACAGGAACCCGAAGCUUUUGCCAUGCCAGCACAGCUUUUGCAUGGAACCCUGCAUGGAUGGCCUCGUUGACUACGUGCGUCGACAGGUCAAGUGUCCGGAAUGCAGGGCGGAACAUCGUAUACCUUAUCAAGGCGUGCAGGCGUUCCCGACCAACGUGACCCUGCAGCGAUUCCUGGAAUUGCACAUCGAGAUCACCGGCGAGCUGCCGGACCCGACCAGCGGCCAGACGAUGGAACGGUGCGGCGUUUGUUCGGAGAAAAGCUACUGCUCGCUCUGCGUACACUGUGAGAAAAAGUGUUGCCCCGAGUGCAAGGACGCUCACAUGGACAUCCUCAGGCGUGAAAUUACGCGCAUCAAUUCUCAGAUACGCAGGGGGCUGCACAGGCUGCAGGACGCGUUGGCGCUGGUGGAAAAGAACACGCUGGGUCUGCAAACGAACUGCGCCUCGGUCGCCGAAGAGGUGGACGAGAUUUAUCGGAGGCUGAGCAAGGCUUUGAAGGACCGCACGGAACAUCUGCGUAACGAGGUCGAUCGAUACCUGAGCACCGAGCUCAGAGGCCUGAUCCAGCUCAAAGAGAAUCUCGAAUUGGAGAUCGCGAACAUCCAGAGCAACUGCGACCUGGCCGAGGCUCACAUCAACGAGAACGUUCCUUGGGACGAUUCCGAACUUCUCGACACAAAGGAGCUGUUCCUGCGCACCGUGGAGUUCAUCAGGAACUUCGAGUACGAGGCCGGGGAUUACAGUCGGCGGGUGCGUUUCGUGAUGGCCCACGACCCUAACCAGCUGGUCCUCCAUGUAGCGGGUUACGGCGAGCUGAAUAUUAAGCCGGAGACCGGAAGCGGAGGAUUGCUGGGUAGUUCGAGCAGUCUAGCGCCUCCCGGAGGAUCGCCGGGCCUCAUGAGAAGCAAGAGCGACCAUCGUCUGGCUUCGCAGUACAGGCAGCAGGAGGAGGAGAGGCUAGCCAGAAAUCGAUACGUGCCCGAAUACGAUUCUCGCAUUCACAGUUACGACGCGCCGGAGUACGAGGUGCCACGCAACAAAUCGAGGUACAGGAGCCGGUUCAUGCGUCAUCGGGACGGCGACGACUCUGACGGCGACACGAGGUCGACGGUCAGGUUCACGUCGACGCCUCAGGAGUCCUCGGGUCUGCGCGAACGUGUCCUGGACACGGAGGACGCGGCGCGAGGCCCGUUGUCCGGCAUAUUCCGGCUGACGGACUCGCCGCGCGUCAUGAGAAAGCUGCAGGAGUACGAGAGGGCCGGGAAGAGGAAGAAAGAAGAGCCAGCGCCUCACCCCGUGCAACAGCCCCCGCCACCGAAGCCUCAGGUACAGGUCAGGAAGGUACCGACCGCGAUGGCGAGGCAGACCAGCGAGGACGACGAGAUUUCCAGGAUCAAAAAGCAGAACAAAACCGCGGCCGCACCUGCGACCGAGACGGUGGAAGAACGACCGCCAGCCCAGACACCUGCACCGGCUCAUCCGCCGCCCAGAGAACCACCGCCGGAACGAGAACCGGAGGAACCAGCGCGAAGACCGAUCACUUCGAGGCGAACUUCGACGGAUACCCACACUCCGGCGACGAGAAGCGCUUCAUCAGACUCGAGCACGGGCUCGGAGAGCUCCGGCGGAUCAGGAAUCCGCAGCACGGGCGCGCCGUUCACCGCCGAGGAAAUGAAGCAGAAAUACUUGUCGAGAGCACCGGCCUCGAACACGACAACCUCGGCCUCGCAGGGACAAGUCGGCCCGAUGCCCGGCAAGGAUUCCGGGUCCGCCUUGCCCGCGUCCCGAUCCUUCCAGAGUCGUUUUUUAGGCACAGGUAACCGUGCAGCACCACCACCGCCCACGCAAACCUCGACGCCGCGGGAAGACAGCUCGAUGAAGAAGAAGGAGGAGGAGGAGGACGAAGACGAGGAGACGAGCAGCUCCUCGGAGGAGACGGAAUCCGAGACCGAGGAAGAAUCGGAAAACGAAGCUCACCCCUCGACCACCGCACCCUCGACUACACCUUCGGCCGUACAGGAUCGUCAGAGGAACGAGCAGGCCAUGGCGCGGACGGACAUCGGUCCGCUGCUAGCCAGGAGCGCGGAAGCUAGGCGAGGUAGCAAGGAAGACUCACCAUCGACCAGGUUCCUGAACAAGAGCAGGAGCCAAGCGGCGAUGAUGGCCAGGGAGCGGGAAAGGGAGCGGGAGCGGGAACGGGAACGGGAACGGGAGCGGGAGCGCGAGCGGGAGCGGGAGCGGGAGCGCGAACGGGAACGCGAACGGGAACGGGAACGGGAACGAGAACGCGAAAGAGAAAGAGAACGCGAGAGAGAACGAGAGCGCGAACGAGACGCGGACAACGAGGUCGAGUCGCCGCUGUCGGCGAGGUCGCGGUACGCCGCGUUGAAGGAAAGAAGACAACGGCUGGCGAGGUCCCGAAGCUCGCACAACUUCGGCGGCGAUGACCUCGACCUCGACGAGGAACCACCCUCGCCGACGACCCAGUCGCCGAACGCCUAUCUGGCGGCCAAGUACGGAGCCGGCUCUGAAUUGGCCAGAAGUCGGAGCACCCACGCCCUCAAGUCCAGGGAGCCGAGCCCCGAGCGCGACAGGCCCGGCGCCGAGAAAGACGGCGCGGCCCUCAGCUCGUGGGCCAGGUACCUCAAGAACAAGUACGGGAAUCGAACGAUCAAGGACAAGGAGCCCUCCUCUUCCACCUCGGCGAUUCCAUCAGCGAGCAGCAGCGCGGCCUCGAGAAGGUUAUCUCUCGGACUACCGCUCAGGCACGGUGGCCAGACGUCCUUCGAAUCUUCCGAUGACGACCAAAAAAACCCGUCAGGCUCCCCCACGUCCCCUACAGCAGCUCCCGUUAUACCCGCGGCAGCAGGUUCCUCCACUAGCAAUGGCCGGAGGAGUCACUAUCUGCUGAAGCGGCGGCAGCUGUUCAAGUUCGGGAUGCGGGGGAGCGAAGCCGGAUGCUUUACCUGGCCGAGAGGCCUCGCGGUCGGCCCGGACAACUCCAUCGUCGUGGCCGACAGCUCCAACCAUCGUGUUCAAGUAUUUGACUGCAACGGGAACUUCAUGAAGGAGUUCGGAUCGUACGGAAGCGGCGAGGGUGAGUUCGAUUGCCUCGCCGGGGUGGCCGUGAACAGGAUCGGGCAGUACAUCAUCGCGGAUCGUUACAACCACAGAAUUCAGGUGCUCGAUCCGUCCGGCCGUUUUCUGAGAGCCUUUGGUUCCCAAGGAACCGCCGAUGGUCGGUUCAAUUACCCUUGGGGAAUCACCACGGACGCUCUUGGAUUCAUUUAUGUGUGCGAUAAAGAGAACCAUCGCGUACAGGUAUUUCAAUCGGAUGGCACGUUCGUGGGGAAAUUCGGUUCCUGCGGAAGCGGACGUGGCCAAUUGGAACAUCCUCACUACAUCGCGGUGAGCAACACGAACCGCGUGAUCGUCAGCGACGGAAACAACCAUCGGAUACAGAUAUUCGACGUGAACGGCCGCGUGCUGACCUCCUUCGGAUCCGAGGGCUCCGACGAGGGUCAGUUCAAGUUCCCAAGGGGCGUCGCUGUCGACGACCAGGGCUACAUCGUCGUCGCCGACUCCGGCAACAACAGGAUACAGAUAUUCAGCCCAGAGGGCGCGUUCCUCAAGUCCUUCGGCGGCUGGGGUAGCGGUGACGGUGAAUUCAAGGGCCUAGAGGGGGUUGCUGUCACGUCGACCGGUAACAUCGUCGUCUGCGACCGCGAGAAUCACCGCGUCCAAGUGUUCUAACUCGUCUAUUUUCCCCCCUUUCCCAUUACACAUUUUCUUCUCUUCUCUUCUCUUCUCUUCUCUCUCUCUCUCUCUCUCUCUCUCUCUCUCUCUCUCUCUCUCUCUCU